Pantherophis guttatus is the source of this 4230-nucleotide messenger RNA. It is a transcript of the gene STRBP, whose product is annotated as spermatid perinuclear RNA binding protein. The record is from RefSeq and is a predicted model, not a curated record. Gene Ontology annotation, cellular component: precatalytic spliceosome. Gene Ontology annotation, molecular function: double-stranded RNA binding; single-stranded RNA binding. Lineage: Eukaryota; Metazoa; Chordata; Lepidosauria; Squamata; Colubridae.
AAUCAAGGACGUUGUUACACCUGGCUGGAGAAAGCUGGAGUGAUGUCACCAGACCAGUGAACUCUGCCUUGAUUGGGCCAUGUGACUGAUUGGGAUUGAGAGAAGAAAAAAAACUUCCACUUUUAAUGAGGUGAAAACUGAGGGACGUUUCAGAGUCGGUUUUCACCCGAUCUGCGCCAAUAUGAUAUUUCCAAUAAAGCUAUUCUUCGAGGAAUAAUCCACCUGCCUCGGGAGUUUUUGCUCGCAAUGGAUGUAUUACUUGGAAUCUGACACGCCGAUCUGCAGGUAUUGCAGCAAUUAAAAAGAGAGCCAGGAAUUACAACGAGGAGGAACUACGCACACCGAGUGGUUAAUUGUUGCAAAGAGCAGGGACCAGACGCACGAGACGGGCCAAAGUCCAGCCAGAGGAAAUAGGAGAGAAGCAAAACAACAAUGCCAGGCCGGGAGGGAGAAAAGCAGAGUUCAAGACUGGCCCCGAUGCGGUGAAAAACGGUGAAAGAUGUCGGCCAGUUUUGAGACUGCUGUCUCUGGAGCUUCUCUUUAGCCGGAAGGCUACUCUCAAGUGGCCUGACUUCAUUGUGGACUAGACGAAGAAUUUGUUGUGAGAAUGGAAAAAAAAAACUUCCUUCGGGCAGCUCUGAAUCAAAGGUGUUUUCUCAAAUAGGUUCAGAAGCAGAGUCCUAAAACUCCUUCUGUACUUGCCUUCUUUUCCGUUGAAAAAAAAAAUAGGCCGGUUGAGCAGGCUUGGAGUAGUCAGACAGGUCCACCUUGCUGGCAAAGCCAAGCCGCAGCUUCAAAGCUUUUGAUCUCUGAAAUAAAUUGGAAGGACCUACCUGUCGUGAGGUAGAGGCUGCCCUGGGUGAAGAAGAGGCCGCUUGGUGCCUGGAGCAUCCAGAACCUUCAACGGAGGUGCCUGGUGGAACCUGACUCCAGGAACGCCACACCUGAGCUUGGGGGAAAGACUCGGAGGCUUAUGUGGAGCUGCUGGCCGAAGUCUCAGUGCCUAGCCAAGAUACCCAGGAGGAGGGAAAAGGAGAAAGGCGAAGAGCACCAGAGGUGAAACCUGCUGUAGCCAUGAGAUCAAUCCGAUCGUUUGCUAACGAUGACCGGCAUGUGAUGAUGAAACAUUCAACGAUUUAUCCGUCUCCGGAGGAACUCGAAGCCGUCCAGAACAUGGUUUCCACCGUCGAAUGUGCCCUUAAGCAGGUCUCCGACUGGAUGGACGAGACCAGCAAGUCUUCUCGGGUGGAAGGCAGCUUGGAGGAGAAAGAGGAAACGGCGGAUGGCCGGAGUAGCAAGGAGCAAGGUGGCCGGAUCUUGUGCGGCGUGAUGAGGAUUGGUUUGGUGGCCAAAGGCUUGUUGAUAAAGGACGACAUGGACCUGGAACUGGUCCUGAUGUGCAAAGAAAAGCCCACAGAGACCCUCUUAUCCCUCGUCAAAGACAAUCUACCUGUCCAAAUCCAGAAACUCACCGAAGAGAAGUACCACAUAGAACACCAUCCCAGCGAAGCGUCCAUCGUCAUCCGUAGCACAACAGGGCUCCCGCUAACCCUCAAGGUGACCCUCACCUCUCCGCUAAUCCGUGAUGAAGCCGAGAAGAAGGACGGAGUCCAGCCCCGGUUGUUUAAUGGACUCCAUGGCUUGAAGUCUGGAGAAAAAGAGAUGGAUUCUUCUGAAGAAAACCUGGGUUUCUUCUGGAUAAAAGUGAGCUGGCUAGACAAUGUCCCGGUGAAAGAUUCUUCGGAUUUACUCAGCAGGCAAAAGUGCCUCGAAGCUUUGGCGUCUCUGCGACACGCCAAAUGGUUCCAGGCCAGAGCAAACGGGCUAAAAUCGUGCGUGAUUGUGCUGCGAAUCCUGAGAGAUUUAUGCAACCGAGUUCCUUCCUGGGCGCCGUUGAAAGGUUGGCCCCUGGAGCUGCUGUGCGAGAAAGCCAUUGGCACCUGUAACAGGCCGUUGGGUGCAGGAGAAGCUCUCCGGCGAGUGUUGGAGUGUUUGGCCUCCGGCAUCCUGUUGCCAGGUGGGCCCGGCGUGCAUGACCCCUGCGAACGAGAGCCAACGGAUGCCUUGUCUAGCGUGACUGUUCCACAAAGGGAAGCCAUAACCCAUAGUGCCCAGCAUGCCCUGAGACUCUCGGCUUUCGGCCAAAUCUACAAGGUGCUGGAGAUGGAUCCUCUCCCUUCCAAUAAGUCGUUCCAGAAAUACUCGUGGUCGGGGGUCGACAAAGAAGGCGCAGGUUCGUCUGCCCUAAAGAGGCCUUUUGAAGACGGGUUGGGGGACGAGAAAGACCCCAGUAAGAAAAUGAAGAGGAAUUUGAGGAAAAUCCUUGAUAGCAAAGCAAUAGAUCUUAUGAAUGCCUUGAUGCGGCUGAAUCAGAUCCGGCCCGGCUUGCAAUAUAAGCUGCUCUCUCAAUCGGGGCCCGUCCAUGCCCCGGUCUUCACCAUGUCGGUCGACGUGGACGGGACGACCUACGAAGCCUCAGGACCUUCUAAGAAGACGGCCAAGCUUCACGUCGCCGUAAAGGUGUUACAAGCGAUGGGUUACCCCACCGGCUUCGAUGCGGACAUGGAAUGCACGAGCUCCGAUGAGAAGUCGGACACAGAAGGCAAAAACGAGACGGUCUCUUCAACCACGAGCAAUAAUAAUGGAAAUGCCACAGUUGAUACCUCUGCAACCUUAGAAGUCCGAACUCAGGGUCCCAUCCUCACAGCCAGCGGCAAGAAUCCGGUAAUGGAGCUCAACGAAAAGCGGCGAGGCCUGAAAUACGAGCUCAUCUCCGAGACGGGCGGAAGCCAUGACAAGCGCUUUGUGAUGGAGGUAGAAGUCGACGGGCAGAGGUUCCGAGGGGCUGGCCCCAACAAAAAAGUAGCCAAGGCCAGUGCUGCCUUGGCGGCUCUCGAGAAGCUCUUUUCAGGCCCCAACGCGGCUGCCAAUAAGAAGAAAAAGAUUCUCCCACAGACCAAAGGAGGGAUCGUAAACACAGCCAUGUCUGCGGCGGCGCGAGGAAGAGGACGAGGGUCUCCCAUGCGGGGGGCGUUUGUCGGGGCAGCAGCGGCCACCAGUUACCUGGCACCAGGGUACGCGGCACCGUACGGAUACAACGCGGCAGCUGCCGCUGCACCGGCUUACGGUGGCUGUUUCAUUGACAGUCCUUACUGCCAACCAUUUGACGUGACGCCUUUUAUAAUUCACUUGGGGCCUCAGGAAUUCUUCUCUGACUUCUAGAGCAAAGAGGAGCUCCAAAGGGUGCUUUUUCCCACCCGAGAAAUUUUCAAAAAGCAAGAGCUAACCGAGACUCCGGACGGGAAGGAGGGAGGGAGGGAGGGAAGGGCGGUUUGUAUAGAAUAUUUUAAAAUCCUCGGACUUCCUCCAGCAUCCCAAAAGCAAUAGGCCCCCUUCACCCCUCCCCCACCCCCCACCCCUUUGCUCUUGAAAAACCACAGCAAUAGUUGUACGAUAGACGGGCCUCUUUUUAUGCUUUGCACUAUGGAUCAGGUCUUGGGGUUCAGCCGUAAGCCUCCCAUCCACUUUGAAUCUAGCUACCUUCGAACGCCCCUUAUGAGCUCAGGAGGACCCGAGUGGAUGUUUCUGGAGGCAGGCGGGGUGUUUUGGGGGGGACCGAAACAACCGUGAACGUUCCCAGCUGGUGGAAAUCGCUUGAACGGCGGGCGUCCUGCGACUCGGAAUUGCCCGAAGGAUGCCCUCGAGUUGAGAUGGUCAUCUUGAGCGAUGACGUCCAACCAGGAGAUGGACUUAGGAAGCCCAACUUCCCCGAGAAAAAGCGAGAUGAGGACAUGGCCAGAAAGAAGGGGACCACUCAGAGCUCGCACCGACUUUGCAAAGGGGGGCGGUGGGCUCGGGAAAACCAGGAGAGUUCGUAGCAAGAAGAUAGGGCAAAUCUAGAAGGUGAAGUCCUCGUUGUGAUGGGUUCCUUCGUUGACUCUGUGGGAGAAGUUGCCCCUGGAUUGUGCCUUCACUACCAAAAGAGGGUAGACUUUCUACCCAUGAUUGUUUUCGAAGCAAUUAUGUUUUCCAUUCCAACCCGGAGACAUUUUAGGUGUAAAAAUAAAACCGAAAGGUAGAAACCGUAAGCUGAAGUCACGGAGAUUGUAAAGGGUAAAGCAGCUAAGCGCUAUAGAGAUUUAUUUCUGUUCCUGCGUUUUGCUAACUCGCAACAACCUCUUCGUACUUCACGCCAGUUUUUUUUUUCUUCUCCGUGUCCUUCUCAAUGAA